CGCGGAAGAGGAGGACGAGGUUUAUCAUUAUCAUGUGAAUAUUUUACCGAUAAAAGUGUGUGUGGACAACGCGCAUCUAUCAAAUCCCAGAAAGAAGAGGAGUCCUGGUCCUGAAGUGGACCCACCAUCCUGUUCUUUGUGUCUGAAGGUCCUAACUGAUCCAGGCUGGAUCAGCUGUGGACACUGGCUCUACAGAGAGUCCAUCACUUCAUACUGGGACCAGUCUGGUCCAUAAGGAGACUCCUCCUGUCCCCAGUGUGGAAAAAUGUCCAGAACUGGAACUGGACUGCAGAUGGACAGAACUGUACAAGAUGAACAUAAGCUCAGUCUGAGGAGCAGAUGUGAAUGUGUGACUGAAGGAACUGAUGGAGCAGGAAGUAGAACCCACCUAAACCAGAUUUACACUGAGCUCUACAUCACAGAGGGACAGAGUGAAGACUUUAACACCCAACAUGAGGUGAGGACGCUGGAGACAGUUUACAACAAGAAGAUCAUCUAUGACAAACCCAUCAAAUGUCAGGACAUCUUCAAAGCCGACCAGCAGAACCCCAUCAGGGUGGUUCUGACCAACGGCGUCGCUGGAGUUGGAAAAACCGUGUCGGUGCUAAAGUUCACUCUGGACUGGGCAGAGGGUUUAGAAAACCAGGAUGUCAGUCUGGUGGUUCUGCUGUCGUUCAGAGAGCUGAACCUGAUCAGAGAUGAGCAGUACAGUCUGCUGACGCUGCUCCAUGAUUUCCAUCCAACAUUACAGAAGGUCACAGCAGAGCAGAUCAACAACUGGAAACUUCUGUUCAUCUUCGACGGCCUGGAUGAAAGCAGACUUUCACUGGAUUUCCGCGACUGUGAGGUUGUUUCAGACGUCACACAGAAGAAACCAGUUAACGUCCUGUUGACCAACCUCAUCAAGGGGAACCUGCUUCCAUCAGCUCUCAUCUGGAUAACUUCUAGACCUGCAGCAGCCAAUCAGAUCCCUCCUUCAUGUGUCGACAGGGUAACAGAAGUCCGAGGAUUCACCACUGAUGACCAGAAGGAGGAGUACUUCAAGAAGAGAUCCACUGAUGAAGAUCUGUCCAACAAAAUGAUCUCACACAUUAAGAAAUCCAGGAGCCUCUACAUCAUGUGUCAAAUCCCAGUCUUCUGCUGGAUCAGUUCUAUGGUAUUGGAGCACAUGUUGACUUCAGACCAGAGAGGAGAUCUGCCCAAGACCCUGACAGACCUGUACUCACACUUCAUCAUGGUCCAGACAAAGAGGAAGAAGAAUAAGUAUGAAAAAGGAGGUGAGAUGGAGCUGACAGAGGCUUACCAGGAAGUUCUUCUAAAGUUGGGUAGAUUGGCAUUUGAACAACUGGAAAAAGGAAACAUCAUAUUCUACCAAGAAGACCUGGAGCGGUGUGGUCUGGACGUCACAGAGGCCUUGGUUUACUCAGGAGUUUGUACAGAGAUCUUCAGAACAGAGAGAGUGAUCUUCAAGAAAACAGUCUACACCUUUGUUCAUCUGAGUGUUCAGGAGUUUCUGGCUGCAGUCUACAUCUACCACUGUUACACCAACAACAACACAGUGGUACUGGAGGAGUUUCUAGAAGACUGGGAGGAGGAGGAGGAGGAGGAAGAUGUAUACCUUGUUUCUAUGGAUGAGGAGGAAGAAGACCUGGGGCAUGAUUUAGCGCUGGAUGUCUUCCUCAGGAAAGCCAUGGAAAAAUCCCUCAAAAGUGAAAAUGGUCACCUGGACCUGUUCAUUCGUUUCCUUCAUGGUCUUUGUCUGGAGUCCAACCAGAGAGUUUUAGGAGAUCUGCUGGGUCCAACAGAGAUCAGUCCAGAAACAAUACAGAUAGUCAUCAACAACCUGAAGGAGAUGAACACACAGAGUAUCUCUCCUGACAGAAGCAUCAACAUCUUUCACUGUCUGACGGAGAUGAACGACCAAACGAUCCAUCAGGAGGUCCAAGAGUUCCUGAAGUCAGAGAACAGAUCAGAGAAGGAACUCUCUGAGAUUCAGUGUUCAGCUCUGGCCUACAUGCUGCAGAUGUCUGAGGAGGUUCUGGAUGAGGUGGACCUGAAGAAGUACAACACAUCAGAAGAGGGACGACGUAGACUGAUUCCAGCUGUGAGGAACUGCAGAAAGGCUGAUCUCUCAGGGAGUCGGCCCUCAGAAACUCACUUUGAAGUCGUGGCCUCAGCUCUGAAGUCCAGUCCUUCUCAUCUCACAGAACUGGACCUGAGUUCUAACCCCAUGGAGGCUUCAGCUGUGGAGGUUCUAUGUUCUGGCCUGGAGAGUCCAAACUGCAGACUGGAGACUCUGAGAUUGAGGUUCUGCCGUUUGUCAGAUGUCAGCUGUUCUUCUCUGGCCUUAGCUCUGAAGUCCAAUCCAUCACAUCUGACGGAACUUGAUCUGAGUUGGAACGACCUGGAAGAUUCAGGAGUGAAUCUGUUGUGUUCUUUUCUUCAGAGUCCAGACUGUAAACUACAGAUUCUGAGACUGAAGGGCUGUCGUUUGUCAGAUGUCAGCUGUUCUUCUCUGGCCUCAGCUCUGAAGUCCAAUCCAUCACAUCUGACGGAACUUGAUCUGAGCAGCAAUGACCUGAAGGAUUCAGGAGUGAAUCUGUUGUGUUCUUUUAUUCAGAGUCCAGACUGUAAACUACAGAUUCUGAGAUUGAGGUUCUGCCGUUUGUCAGAUGUCAACUGUUCUUCUCUGGCCUCAGCUCUGAAGUCCAAUCCAUCACAUCUGACAGAACUUGAUCUGAGUGGAAAUGACCUGAUGGAUUCAGGAGUGAAUCUGUUGUGUGCUGUUAUUCAGAGUCCAGACUGUAAACUACAGAUUCUGAGAUUGAAGCGCUGCCGUUUGUCAAAUGCCAGCUGUUCUUCUCUGGCCUCAGCUCUGAAGUCCAAUCCAUCCCAUCUGACUGAACUUGAUCUGAGUGAAAACUACCUGGAGGAUUCAGGAGUGAAUCUGUUACAGGAUUUACUGCAGAGUCCAGACUGUAAACUACAGACACUACGGACAUUGUCUGGGACAUUCACUGGAAUCCCAUUGCGCCAUCGAGUAGAGACAGAGGAGGACACAUCAGAGUCUGGCUGUGGGGUCAAAGGUCGUCCUCGAGACUCUGACAGUGAACCUGGACCCUCAGAUAAACGAACUGGAGCUGACAGGCAUGAACCAUCAGACUCAGACCUGAAGAAGGUUAAGGUCAGUGGAGAGGACUGUGUGGACCGAAACCCUCACAUGAAGCCUGAAGAUGCAGAGAAGCAGCAGCUUGUCUGCACAGAGGUUCAGGCUGGACCAUCCAACUGGGAGGAGUUCACACCUGAAGUAUCAGCUGAGUCUGGACUCACUUCAUACAGGUUCACGUGUCCUCAUUCAGGUGCCUUCCAUUGUACUUGGACUGGAUUGGUGUUCGUUGUGACUCGGGAGGUGGGGCUGAUGUACAGAACCGUCCAAUGGGAUGAACCCCUCCUUCAGUCAGCUGGCAGGAUGCCUGCAGGGCCACUGUUCAGUAUCGAGAGUCCUGAGAAUGCCGUUUGUCAGCUCCACCUCCCACACUGUGAGACAAACCCUGAUCAAUGCUCUAAAAGCCUGCUGUCUGUCGUCCACAUCACUGAUGAUGGAAUGAAGUUCAUUGAGCCUCAGAAGAUCACAGACACUCAUGUGGUCAUUGACGUCCCACAUUUGUCUCUGUUUGGUCUCGUCUGGGUUUUGGAGAGGAUUCAAGACAUAAUCUCUGUUGGCGGUCAGAUGGUAGAAUCGAUCAGUCAAUACAUCAGAUCAGUCAGUGGGCAAGUUCUGCUGUUCCUCAAACCACCAAACCCAGAAACACAAAGAAAAAAACUAGACGUAUUACUACUGCCAUUCAACGUCAGUAUAAAUCAGGUUCAACAACAACGGCACAACACCUUGUACAUUGAUGUAACGUCCAAAUGUGAACUCAUCACAAAACACAAAUACAGGGUUGACUGUCCUGAAGCAAGUCUGAUACAGCCUGAGGAAGAAAAGUUUGACCUGAACUUUGGACCAAAUUAUCACCCAAUGUUUGAGAUUCGCCUGCCAACAAACACAAAAGAAGUGACUUUAACUAUCCGAGACCAAGGGAACACAAAGGUCUGGGAACGUCAAGUGGACCUGACUGAUCAUGCUGUGAGUGAAGACCGUCAACCGAGGUCUCAGCAGGACAUCUCUCUGGAGGACAAGUUGUUUUCAGUUCGACCAGAGUUCAGCGGUCGCGUGUCGGGGGCGGUUCUGAACCAGCUGCUGGACAGACUUUUACAACGGAGGUUUAUAAACGACGAAGAAAGUGAAGAAGCUAAAAUGAAAGGCCGAUCCGACAGAGCUAGAUAUGUGAUCGACCUGGUCCGACACAAAGGACCAGGAGCCUGUUCAUGUUUGAUAGAAAACAUCUGUGAGCUGGACCCACACCUUUCACAAACACUGAACCUGAGCCAUCCUGACCGGCUUUGACUGGGUUUGACCCCCUUUGUUCAGAACAUCACGGCAUUUUCCUCUGUCGUCCUGUUUUGUCCAAAUGUUCCAUAUGUAGAAAAGAAGACUUGACUAAAGAUAGAAGGGAUUUUUAUGUCUUUUUUUAUUAUUUUUUUAAAGGAUGAACUGAAGUCCAAAACAAAUCUUUAGAAAUGAAUCUCUGAGUGACAUUAACCUACCAAAGGAGUCACAUUAGGACUUUAUUAUGCUUAUGUUUUCUCGAUAUUUUGUUAACUUUGUUGAAAGUUUCAUUUUUCUUCAUGUUUUUGACUUGAUGUUUAUUCCAGUCUGUAUUUUCAGGACAUGGUGGAUAAAGUACCACAUCGUUUGAAGUCGAGGCUGUGUGUUGCAGAACCCACACUUCCGUUCACCCUCCAUUUAUUGUCUAUUUAUAAUUUAUAAUAUAAUUUAUAAUUUGUUUGUUUAUUUAUGGUCAUUGGAAUAAUCUGUGUCCAUCUGAAUUCACUCUGGAUAAUAAUCCUGGACCUCGACCAAUAGAUUUACAGAAUGCAAUCAAAGUAAUUCAGCAGAAACGACUGAGUCUGAUCUGAAUACAUUGUUCUGAACUUUGAGGUGGAAGCACAAACCACAUAGAUUAACAUGAAUUCUUUUACCAGGGUAAUAAAUUCCUGGGAAUGUUGGUGGAAAAGGGUAUAUAAUAUGUAAAUGUAAGUCUGUGUCUCAAUCGCUGGAUUUCCAUUACCCUCAGAAAUGUGCAAAAUGUAAAUUUCACAAUAGAAAACUUGCAGUUGAAACACCAAAAUGAAAUGCAAAAAAGUUUAUAUGCACUCAUGAGGCUGUUUUUGAGAUGUUUUGGUAUAGAAAUAUCAUGCAAAAGUGUAAUGGAAACACAUUUUGCGCAUUUUACUAGAAUUGUGUAUCAGAAGCCAAACACUCUUCAAUGGAAACGUCUACAAAUAGCACUUUGUCGAAAGUGUGGAAAUAUCGCUUUUAUUUUGCAGAAAACUGUCAUGGAAACCCAGCUAGAAGUAUUGUGUCCUCCACAAACAUAAUCUUUGUGCCUUGUUGGGAUCUGGUCUGUCUAGUCUGAGUCCAGGUACUGACUCUUAGUCCAGAUGACCUCUUCCUGUCCCGGACUAAAGUGACUCUGAUAGUUGUUAUGAAGACAUCACCCUGUUGGAGAAAGUCUGCGAUUUUUAAAUGUGUGUUAUAUUUUUAAUGAUCUGACUACAUGAGUUUUAUUUUGUUAAAUGUGUCAAUGGAAGAUUUUUGCAGCCUCAGAAUCAAGUGUGUGUGUGUGUGUGCAUAUAUAUGUAUGUAUAUAUAUAUAUAUUUUUUUUUUUUUACAAUUUUGACAAUAGAGAUUUAUUUUUGGUAUUACAUUUGUAUUUUUAGAGGUAAAGCGAAAUCAUAUCAAUACAAUACAGAUGCAGUCUUACUGAAAGCCUUCUACUCUCUCUGAUUCCUGAACUGCUGAUUUGAUAGAAUGGUUUUACCCUGACUGUCGCCGCCACUGGGUCUCCUUGGUGUUUUGGUGAUAACUUGGACAGAUUUGGUUGGAUUUCUUCUCCCUUGAUAACCAACAUGGGGGACCCCUAGUGGCAGAACCCCAUGGAUUUCAGCUUAUCUGUGAGUAUUAUAAGUCAUCCACAUUGAGGUGCUUUAGUUGAAAAUCAGUUUUUUGGACAUAAUCAAGCAAUAAUAGGCCGAUUGUGAUCAAAUUUGGUUCAUAUUGAUUGUCUUCCAAAUGUCUGUUUUCUGGCUACCAUCCAGAGUUCAUAUGGGGUCAUUUUCAUUCACUAGGUGGAGUUUUGUGGUAAAACUGAUUCUCUGACCAUUACUUUGCCACUUAUUAGGUUGAUAUAGCUCAAACUGAGUUCAUAUCGAUUGUCUAACAGUUGUCUUUCUUCAUGACACUACCUUGAGUUUACAUGUCAUAUUUUGACACCAUUUUUCCAAAUGUUUGGGGGAGCUUCUGUUGAAAAAUCAGUUUUUUUGACAUUAUUAAGGAAAUAAUCAGACAGUCAAGCUCAAACUUGGUUUAUAUUGAUCGUCCAACAAAUAUCUAAUAUCUUUUCUAACAUUAUUCGAGCUAUAGGAUAUCUUUGGUGUGAAGGUGAUAACUGUCCCCCCUUUAGCACCAACAUCAGUGACCCCGAGGGUAUUUGCAGAUUCUCUCAAAUUAAAGUUGAAUUUAAUACAAAAUAAAACCAAUGUCAUAAUUUGCUUCAAGAAAAACAUAUUUUGUGAAAGUGAAGAAAUAAAUUCUUCAUCUUGGCCUUGUUCUAUGUCUUUCUUUGACAGAUUUUUAAAAUGUACCUGUAGAAAUGACACAAAUACGCUCUGCACGCGUUCAUCUUGUUCCUAUUGUAAGCGGCUGUUUCAGUGCCAGUUGUACUGCGCAUGUUUUAGUCAUUCUGACCCCUGUUGUUAACGCUCUCGUGGGGUUG
Molecule: messenger RNA, 6882 nt
Organism: Sphaeramia orbicularis (orbiculate cardinalfish)
Lineage: Eukaryota; Metazoa; Chordata; Actinopteri; Kurtiformes; Apogonidae
Product: NACHT, LRR and PYD domains-containing protein 12-like
Exons: 17
Coding region: 266-4450 (1394 amino acids)
Biological process (GO): regulation of apoptotic process
Molecular function (GO): protein binding
Source: RefSeq, a predicted model, not a curated record